Molecule: messenger RNA, 927 nt
Organism: Fusarium fujikuroi IMI 58289
Lineage: Eukaryota; Fungi; Ascomycota; Sordariomycetes; Hypocreales; Nectriaceae
Exons: 1
Coding region: 1-927 (308 amino acids)
Source: RefSeq, a predicted model, not a curated record
AUGGAGUUACCUAGAAGCCUCGAUGUCUACAGAGACGACAACCUCAUCAUCCAGGACUAUGAUGGCAUUUUUGCAGUCCCUCGUCCACUUCCGCCUCUUUCAACUGACACGCUUGUCAAAUGUAUCUUCGAUGCUUACAGGAAUAACAUCAAGGUGCGCCUCAUGGCUCUCACAGAUAUUACCCCUUGUCUCUGCGCAGUUGCUCCGAUUGAGAAAAUUGAAGCUGGCAUGCUGGCCAUGGUGGUUACAUCGGAAGUGGAGUACUACAAGUUGCUGAGGAGCAAUCCUGAAGACGGUCAGCCGCGAUCAGCCUCCUUAUCGAUCUUUUCAAUGUACAAGGACUCAUUUGACUUGAUCGAGAAUGCCGGGACUGUUAUCCUGGCCUGGAGAUUCUAUGGAGUUGAAGAUUCCCCGUUUCUGGAUCGUCAGGGUAAGGUGCUGCCCCUCAGAGCUAACACACAUCCAGACUUGUCUUAUCCAUCCCGGCUAUCUGGCCAACCCUUUUCGACUUCACAGGCCGACAAAUGUGAUGCAACCGAAAUCGAGACUCUUAGACUUGAGCUAGACCAGGCAAGGGCCGAGGCGCUCAACAACAGGAUCCUCAAAGAAUACAUGCAAGCGAAGUGGCUGACAACCAUUUAUGAGUGCGAGGACCAAGUAAGCGAGCGACGAACUACCGAGCUGAUCAAGAGGUACAUUGCGACGAGAUUUGAACAGGCACAGAAGAAACAAGGGAAGCCGCGGAAGAUUGUUCUGUUGGCUACCGAGAAGCAUGUUGAUACUAUGGCGGAAAAGAUGACCAAGGAUAAGGACGAAGAAGCAACGAGACCGUUUACAAAGUAUGACUAUGAGGUGUUUGUUCGGACUUUAUUCGCUGCUGUGAAUGCGAUUUUCAAGGAUGAGGAGAAAGGGGUGAAGGGGAACUAA